Molecule: messenger RNA, 4446 nt
Organism: Naumovozyma castellii
Lineage: Eukaryota; Fungi; Ascomycota; Saccharomycetes; Saccharomycetales; Saccharomycetaceae
Exons: 1
Coding region: 1-4446 (1481 amino acids)
Source: RefSeq, a predicted model, not a curated record
AUGAAGGUUGGCGUUACAGAGAAUGGUACACCUGAAACUUCAGCACCAAAGUUAGGUUCCAGCUCUAGGAAUCAGACGCAAAGUGCGAUUGCAUAUGAAGAAAGAAACACAUUUAAUAGCUUUGAUGACCUGUUGUCGUCGCCUCCGAACUCUGAUGCAAGUGAUAUUGAGGAACCUACUCAACAAAAGAUUGUUAAAGAAGAAGAACUGAUCGAUGAGAAAAAAUGUGAUGUCGCAGUUAAAGAUGGUGAUAAAUCUGUGCAAGAUAAAAGCACAAGAGUAGAAAAUACCAAUCUUUCUAAAGACCAUAGCAGUCUUGUUAUUAAAAGAGAAGAACCUGCUAAUGAAAACAGAAAAAGAAAAUUGUCAAUUGAUGAUGAACUUUGCCAUAAAAAUGUUACAGGUAUGCAUGAGAAUAUAUUAAUGAAAGCCAUUAAAGAAGAACCUACAGAAGACUACCAGCUUCUUCGGAAAGCUUUCACAGAAAUCCAUUUUACAAAAAUUGCUGAUGAUAUUGGACCAGUAACUAUUUCGGAUAGAAUCACAUGGGUUGAUGGAUUCGUUGUCUUUACUAAGGAAGAUGGUAGAAAAAUAAUCGAUGGAUAUCCCGAAUAUACAUCUGAUGAGCUUGCCAAAUUAGCAAGUUAUGAAGUAAUAGAUAUUACUUCAUUCUUUCUUGAUUAUCCCGAUGAAAUUUUAAUCGAGAUCAAUUCUUCAUCACUAUUUCACUAUGCUACUACAAUUCAAAAAACAUUUGAGCCUUCAGUUAUAAAUUAUAAAAGAAGUUGCGGGCCAAAUCAUUCAACAUUCACUGUCAUUCCACUCAAAGACUUGGCUUCAAAUGAUAAAUUCCUGUAUUUUCAACCACUAGAUCCCAUAUGGGAGUUUUUUAAUGUCACUGUCGCUCCUGACAUGUCUUUUUAUCAAGAUAUGAACUUAUAUUCUUUAAAAUUUACAGAAAAAGACAUUGAGAUCUUAAGGGCAUACAAAGCAAUUGAAAACAAAAUGGUAACGAAGACCGUGUCUAUAUUUUCUACUUUCCAUUCUGUCGUCCAAAGUCAUGGUAACCUUUACGAGAGAUUAAUAGCUUUAAAACAACUUACCGCUCCAAUAAUUAUUAAAUACAGUUGUGCAAUUGCGCCGUUACUCUAUGUUCUUAAAGUACUCCCCAAGCUUUCAUUUGCAACUGAUAUUACUUCUCCGAACUUGGACCCUAUGCAAGAACCGGUAUGGGACUCAUUAGUACAUGAUUUAUUUCAAAAUAGCAAAUACUUUAAAUAUUGGCAGACAGCAUCCUGUAUUGCCGCUUUUGAUUGGAUUAAGACUACUCCAUCUCAACCGAGGGUCCACACUGUUAAACAGGUAAGUCAGAUGUUUGAAGCUAUGAAAGCAUUUGUACUAUACGCCUGUAGCUAUAGACAGAUACGUCUUAUCGCAUUGGGCGUGUCAUCAAAAAUUGAUUAUAUGUUUGCCGCUGCAGAUUCCCGAUCAUGGGUUUGGACUGUGGGUAUUUACAACCAACUUGAUUUAGAAUACCAAAGAGAAAAUAAUUUCAAUGGAAUUAGUUCUCCCUCUGAAAAAGUUUUGAUGUCUGGUUUGCUGUUGUCAAAUGUUUAUAUUUACCGCUUUUGUUCUGAUAUCAAACACCGAUUUGAUGCACAAUUGAAAUAUAUGGGAAAAUAUUUCGAUAACAUACUUUCACCUGACAUGGCAUGUAGUAAGUUGUAUUCUAGUAUACCAACCAAUGAUGGUACAAAUUUAUUAGAUAAUGAAACAAUACUAUCUGCAUUACAAAAUCAGUUAGCACUAAUACUACCGAACCCCAAGAGUAAUGUAAUGCUUAACUCUACCGACAUUAUAAGAACUAUUGUCGAUAUGAGUUUGUGUAUCAUGUGGUUAAUUCAUUUUUCAAUGGGGGGACUGAAUCAUUAUCCUGAUAUAGUCACCCUUAAAUAUGCUGGUUCUGGUUGUAAUAUCUUUAUUAAUAAAAUUGAUAAAUGCCUAGGCAUUACUUUAGAUUAUCCUAAUUCACAAUAUUCUAACCCGAAAAUCAAGGCUUUGGACAAAGAAACAUCAGAUUACCUUUUGUUUUACAUUACAAUUUUGAAGACAUUGAUGAUAACACAAUUACCAAAAGGCUUUCAUGGUAUUGAGAAAGAUAUAUUCGGCAAAAUGAAUCAAGAUGAUUAUCUAUUUGCAAAUACUUUGAACAAUUUGGGCUUUCAGGAUGAUGUAACACCAUCUGAAUAUUCAAAUAAUAUUUUACAGAGCUUCCUAUUCAUCAAUCCCCUAACAGGCUAUUUUAUAACUAAAAUAGAGUUUGAAACAGUCGCUAAUUUUUAUCCAUUAAAUGUUCGUAACUGUUUGCGACUAAAGCUUUGCGAUAUGAAACAUGGAUCGGUUGGUUUGAUUAAGAAUCUGAUAAAACUAUUACAAUCCAACCUCAAAACGAGAAAAAAAUUGGGAAUCUUGGAUUUUCCUUCUUUCCGAAAUGAUGAUAUUGAACGUUUAUAUUGGCUUGACAUUGAAAACUCCUCCUUUAUUGCAAAGAUAUGGCAAUUUUGGAAUAAGAACCCUUUUCUUGAAGAUAAUCAAGUAGCGACUCAAACUUCUAUGACAGCCAAUGACUUAAAAGAAGAGCUCGUCAUUGAAGGAGAUGGUUCGCGUGAUUUGUUAGUAGCAGGUACUACAUUAUACGGCGAUAACUUCGAAUAUCGUGAUGGACAACUUGAACUCCUGCUUGAACUCUAUCAUGGUGUAACGAAAUGUUCUCUAGUUCGAGCGUUGCCAGGCUAUGGAAAGACGGCUUUUUUCUGCCUUCCACUCCUUGCAUUGAAACAAAGCCAUCCUAGGAAAGUAGUUUCAUUUGUCUUUGUUCCCAACACAUUUUCACAACAUGAGAUGAGAGAACGUUUAGAAUCCCAAUUCUUUAAUGUGGGGCUGUUACAUAUCAUGUUGGAAAACGGUUUCAAUGUAGGUGAUUGUGAUCUAGAGUGUGAACUAUACAUUGGUACAUUUGAUGAUUUAAAAUCAAAUAAUUUCACCUAUCUAAUUAACAAUUGGCCAUCAAUUUGUCGUGGUAAGAUUUUGGGUAUGAUUAUUUUCGAUGAGUUUCCUACUCACAAUGAAGAGUUUGUAAAGAAAAUAGAUCUUCGAAAAAUCAAUUUUUCAGUUGCAUGGAAAGUUCUUGUGACCACAGGUACUUCAACUAAGGCGGAAAUUAUCAAGACCCUCCAAGAUGUUGGUUAUCAUCAAGAUGCAACGAGUUCAAUUGAGCCUAGUGAAAUCAGUCGCAAAGCAGCCUUUUAUGACUUAGUUUCAAUUCCGCCGUUGACAAAGGUAAUAAAGAAAUUUUUUAAAGAGAAAUAUUUGGGACAAAUACUAUUGUAUGUGCAAUGUAUAGUCAACCGAAUGACCGCAUACGAUGACCACUCCCAGAUAAUUAUAAUUUGUAAAGAUGAACUACAAUUUAGCCAUCUUGAUUAUAAGUGUUCAUUCAACAGCCCCCACUUUAUAAUGGAUCCCUCGGUGGAAUAUGCCUGGAAUAAAGGAUAUUCAUUUUUUUCUUCUCGUAAAUGUAGAACAUUGAUAAGCACUAAAGAACGAUUUCAAAGUAUCGAUGUUGAUACUAUCAAGUUGGUUAUUUUUGUAGAUGUUCUUCCUACCAUACAGGAAUAUAUUCAAAUUACAGGUAGACUAAGAGAUGGUGGUAUUUGUCUCACAUUUUGGACAGACGACAGUUCGAAGCAAGAUGACUCUAUCUUACCUUCGGUAUGUAUUGAAAAGCAAUUGGCAGCAUUUUAUGAUCUUCCAAUAACUGGUCAUUCUGGAUGUUGUAACGUCGAGGGGGAAGCAAUAUCAACUUCCAGCAGAGAAUUAUGGAAUUUUUUAAUAACUAAGAAUACAAUGCCCAACCGUAGUAUCAGAGACUGGCAAGAAUUGGAUGCCACAUCUUUUCAAUUAACCAGCUAUUCUGAUUCACCUAUUUUGGCCAUUACAUCUCUCAGAAUGGGGCUUGGUCAUGAUGAAACCCGAACUGACAUCAUUAUGAUAUCUGAUCGAUUCUUUGUUGUAAAUGGGUUCAUUGUUGAUACAUCUUGUAGAGUAACUGGUAAAGAUAUUAUUAGACCCAAAGAUUUUGUUCUUGAGAGAUGUAGUGAGUUCGAAAAAGCUUUGCUAAACAAACAAUACUUAUUUGAUGUUGAUAGUUUCCAAUUUGAAGACACUGCAGACAUAUUCCCCAUUGAUGCACCGGCAUUAUUUUUUCAAUGUACCACAUCAGUUGAGAGAUUCAUUUAUACUGAAUGCGGGUUUCUACAUUGGAAUCCUCAUGGAAAAUAUAAGCCCAAGAGAGGUGAGUUAGAAACUCAUCGAGUUAUCCCAGUCUCGCUUGGCGAUAUUACUAAGUACGUACGCUGGAAAAAUGAGCAUCUAGCUCAAAUUUGA